Messenger RNA from Condylura cristata (star-nosed mole), 4975 nucleotides. RefSeq names its product TAO kinase 2 (gene TAOK2). NCBI's taxonomy places the organism in Eukaryota, Metazoa, Chordata, Mammalia, Eulipotyphla, Talpidae. The transcript is spliced from 16 exons. Gene Ontology annotation, biological process: protein phosphorylation. Gene Ontology annotation, molecular function: ATP binding; protein kinase activity. The coding region runs from base 805 to 4524 and encodes 1239 amino acids. The record is from RefSeq and is a predicted model, not a curated record.
CGCCCGGUCUCCAUCUUGGAAUUGGGAGGAAGAGGGAGAGGGAGACCGGGACGAGACCAGGGCUGUGGUGCGGAAAGGCUGAGACUGAGAAGAGGAGAGGGAGAGAGGGCGCGGGACCACCUUUCACUACAGUCUUUCAGCUACCCUCAGGAGAGAGAAGGGGAAAGGGAGAAGGCCGGGGCGGGAGUGGGGGCUGUCACCCUCGGACCCCGGCGUGAAGGAACCGUGCGGCCGGACGUCCUCGGGGUGGGCCCCCUGUUGGUGGCCGAAGACCUGGGACUCAGGCCUUUGGUCCCAUAUUUCCGGGCUUGGCCCUCGCUUCGCAGAUAUCCGGGUAUCAGCUCCUCGGGUCCCAGAUAUCCGGGACUCGGGUCCCAGCCUCCCUAAACCUGGGGAUCUGUUUCAUAGGAUUUCAGAUACCUGGGCUUCAGGCCCCUGCGUGCACCAGUAUCUGGGGUUUAUUCCCCACGCGUUCAAAUACCAGAUUCAGCCUCUCCCGGUUCAGAUUUAAGGGGUUCACACCCCGCAAACCGAAAUCCGGGAUUCAGCAAGUGUCGUCCGCGAGGAGGAGGAGGACUGGACCGCGAGGUCAGAUCAGGUUGUCACCCCCUCCUCUCCAGGGGAGGCUUCCCGGGCCCGCCCCUCAGGAAGGGCGAAAGCUGUGGAAGAGGUGGCAAGGGGGACCGUCUCCUUGCCCCUCUCCCUGCUUGGCAGAACCGCUGGAGGACCCCAGGAGGAGGCGCUGGGGCACCAUAGUGACCCCUACCAGGACAGGCCCCUUUUUCAGGGCCCCCAGGGGCCACCAUGCCAGCUGGGGGCCGAGCCGGGAGCCUGAAGGAUCCCGAUGUGGCUGAGCUCUUCUUCAAGGAUGACCCCGAAAAGCUCUUCUCUGAUCUCCGAGAAAUUGGCCAUGGCAGCUUUGGAGCUGUGUACUUUGCCCGAGAUGUCCGUAACAGUGAGGUUGUGGCCAUCAAGAAGAUGUCCUACAGUGGGAAGCAGUCAAAUGAGAAGUGGCAGGACAUCAUCAAGGAGGUGCGGUUCCUGCAGAAGCUCCGACAUCCCAACACCAUUCAGUACCGGGGCUGUUACCUGAGAGAGCACACGGCGUGGCUGGUGAUGGAGUAUUGCCUGGGCUCAGCUUCUGACCUUUUAGAAGUGCACAAGAAGCCCCUUCAGGAAGUAGAGAUCGCCGCAGUGACCCACGGGGCCCUUCAGGGCCUGGCUUACCUGCACUCCCACAACAUGAUUCAUAGGGAUGUGAAGGCUGGAAACAUCCUGCUGUCAGAGCCAGGCUUGGUAAAGCUGGGUGACUUUGGCUCUGCAUCCAUCAUGGCACCAGCCAACUCCUUUGUGGGCACACCAUACUGGAUGGCUCCAGAGGUGAUUCUGGCGAUGGAUGAGGGGCAGUAUGAUGGUAAAGUGGAUGUCUGGUCCUUGGGGAUAACCUGCAUUGAGCUAGCGGAACGGAAACCACCUCUGUUUAACAUGAAUGCGAUGAGUGCCUUAUACCACAUUGCACAGAAUGAGUCCCCCGUGCUACAGUCAGGACACUGGUCUGAGUAUUUCCGGAAUUUUGUCGACUCCUGUCUUCAGAAAAUCCCUCAAGAUAGACCAACGUCAGAGGUUCUUCUGAAGCACCGCUUUGUGCUCCGGGAGCGGCCACCCACAGUCAUCAUGGACCUAAUCCAGAGGACCAAAGAUGCCGUGCGUGAGCUGGACAACCUGCAGUACCGCAAAAUGAAGAAGAUCCUGUUCCAAGAGGCACCUAACGGACCUGGCGCUGAUGCCCCGGAGGAGGAGGAGGAGACGGAACCCUACAUGCACCGGGCUGGGACACUGACCAGUCUGGAGAGUAGCCACUCAGUACCCAGCAUGUCCAUCAGCGCUUCCAGCCAGAGCAGCUCAGUCAACAGCCUAGCAGAUGCCUCAGACAAUGAGGAGGAGGAGGAGGAGGAAGAAGAAGAAGAAGAGGAAGAGGAAGGCCCUGAAGCCCGAGAGAUGGCCAUGAUGCAGGAGGGAGAGCACACAGUCACCUCCCACAGCUCCAUCAUCCACCGGCUGCCGGGCUCUGACAACCUGUACGAUGAUCCCUACCAGCCAGAGAUGACCCCGGGCCCUAUCCAGCCACCUGCUGCCCCUGCUCCCACCUCUACCACCUCCUCUUCAGCCCGCCGCCGGGCCUACUGCCGCAACCGGGACCACUUCGCUACCAUCCGUACUGCCUCCCUGGUCAGCCGUCAGAUCCAGGAGCAUGAGCAGGACUCAGCCCUGCGGGAACAGCUGAGCGGCUAUAAGCGGAUGCGACGCCAGCACCAGAAGCAGCUGCUGGCCCUGGAGUCAAGGCUGAGGGGUGAGCGUGAGGAGCACAGCGCACGCCUGCAGCGGGAGCUUGAGGCACAGCGGGCUGGCUUUGGGGCUGAGGCAGAAAAGCUGUCGCGACGGCACCAGGCCAUCGGUGAGAAGGAAGCUCGAGCUGCCCAGGCUGAGGAGCGUAAGUUUCAACAGCACAUCCUCGGGCAGCAAAAGAAGGAGCUGGCUGCUUUGCUGGAGGCACAGAAGCGAACCUACAAGCUUCGGAAGGAGCAGCUGAAGGAGGAACUCCAGGAGAACCCCAGUACCCCCAAGCGGGAGAAGGCUGAGUGGCUGUUGCGACAGAAGGAGCAACUACAGCAGUGCCAGGCAGAGGAAGAGGCAGGGCUGCUGCGGCGGCAACGCCAGUACUUCGAGCUGCAGUGUCGCCAGUACAAGCGCAAGAUGCUGUUGGCUCGACAUAGCCUGGACCAGGACCUGCUGCGAGAGGACUUGAACAAGAAACAGACACAGAAGGACUUGGAGUGUGCAUUGCUGCUGCGGCAGCAUGAAGCCACACGGGAGCUGGAGUUACGGCAGCUCCAGGCUGUACAGCGCACACGGGCUGAGCUCACCCGCCUGCAGCACCAGACGGAGCUGGGCAACCAGCUGGAGUACAACAAGCGCCGUGAGCAAGAGUUGCGACAGAAGCAUGCGGCCCAGGUUCGCCAGCAGCCCAAGAGCCUCAAAGUACGUUCAAGCCAGCGUUCCCCGGGCCUCCCAUUCCCCGUUCCCGGGGUUCUGGGACCACCCAGCACAGGCAUCCCUAGAGAAGAGCAGCCCUGUUCAUCUAGCCAGGAGGCAGUCCUGGACCAAAGAAUUCUGGGAGAGGAGGAAGCAGUUCCAGAGAGAAGGAUUCUGGGAAAGGAAGGGACUGCUUUGGAGCCAGAGGAGCAUAGGAUAUUGGAGGAAGAAUCAGGACCCCCUAGGCCCAGUCCACAAAAUCAAAGAAGUUUGGCUGAGGAGGAAGUUUGGGAUCUACCUGCAGAGGUGCUAGAGGAGCUUAGAGUCCCAUCCCUGGCACCCCAAGAAAGGAGCAUCGUGGGCCAAGAGGCAACUGGGGAUUGGAGGUUGUGGGGGAAGGAAGAUGGGAGCUUCCUGGAUGAGGAGUUUGAGCUCGACUGGGUGCAGGGCCCAGCACUCACCCCAGUCCCUGAGGAAGAGGAGGAAGAGGAAGAAGGGGCUCCAGCUAGGACCCUGAGGGAUCCUGAUGAUGGCUGUCCCUUACCAGACAUCCCACCUGAGCCCCCUCCAGCACGUUUGAGACCUGGCCCUACUAGCCAGUUACCUGGACUCCUGUCCCAUGGCCUCCUGGCUAGCCUCUCCUUUGCAGUAGGGUCUUCCUCUAGCCUCCUGCCCCUACUCCUUCUGCUGCUUCUCCCACUGCUGGCAGCCCAGGGUGGAGGUGGUCUGCAGGCAGCCCUGCUGGCCCUUGAGGUGGGGCUGAUAGGCCUAGGAUCCUCCUACCUACUUCUUUGUACAGCUCUGCACCUGCCCCCGAGUCUGUUCCUACUCCUGGCCCAAGGCACUGCAUUGGGAAUUGUAUUGAGUCUCAGUUGGCACCGAGGUCUUAUGGGUGUGCCUCUGGGCCUUGGAGCUGCCUGGCUCCUGACGUGGCCAGGCCUGGCUCUGCCUUUGGCAGCUACGGCAGCUGGUGGCAAAUGGGUGAGACAGCAGGGCCCCCGGAUCCGUCGGGGUAUCUCUCGGCUCUGGUUACGGACUCUGCUGCACCUGUCACCCAUGGCUUUUCGAGCCCUACAGGGUUGUGGGGCUGUGGGGGACCGGGGCCUGUUUGCACUCUACCCCAAGACUAACAAGAAUUGCUUCCAUAGCCGUCUCCCUGUGCCUGGGCCCCGGAGGAAUAAUCCCCGCACUGCCAAACACCCUCUGGCCCUAUUGGCAAGGUUUUGGGCCCUGUGCAAGGGCUGGAAUUGGCGUCUAGCACGGGCCAGCCAGGGGUUAGCCUCCCACUUGCCUCCUUGGGCUAUUCACACACUGGCCAGUUGGGGCCUGCUUCGUGGUGAGCGGCCCAGCCGUAUUCCCAGGCUGCUACCGCGAAGUCAGCGAAGUCAGCGCCGGCUCGGGCCCUCUGCCUCCCGCCAGCCAGCAGUAGGGACUCUAGCUGGGCGGAGAUCCCGGACUCGCCGGUCUCAGGCCCUGCCUCCCUGGAGGUGACCGCCAACUCUAGCUCUUCCUCAGUCCAAAUCUAGAGCAUUGAGCACUUUAUCUCCCACUACUCAGUGAAGUUCCUUCAGUUCCAGCCCUCUCCUCCCUUUCACUCCUCCUUCCUCGGUAUGCUGCCCACCCCACUCCCAGACCACCGGACCUCUAGACUGGCAGCCUCCUCUACCAUGGAGUCAGAAGUUACACUGUGUGUUCUGACGCUCCCCCACUCUAUAAGUUAUUGCUGUUUUCCCGCUGUGUGUGUGUUCAUCCUCACCCUCAUCAACUCAGGCCUGGGGCCAGGGGCGGCGGUGGGUGGGAAGAGUCAUGUUUUUUUUUCUCUCUUUGAUUUUGUUUUUCUGUCUCCCUUCCAACCUGUCCCCUUUCCCCCACCAAAAAAAAAAAAAAAAAAAAAGAAAAAGACAAACACAAAUAAAAUAUCUGAGCGGAACUGUACCUUUGG